Malania oleifera is the source of this 2999-nucleotide messenger RNA. RefSeq names its product pyrophosphate-energized vacuolar membrane proton pump. Gene Ontology annotation, biological process: proton transmembrane transport. Gene Ontology annotation, molecular function: inorganic diphosphate phosphatase activity; diphosphate hydrolysis-driven proton transmembrane transporter activity. Gene Ontology annotation, cellular component: membrane. Bases 224 to 2524 code for a protein of 766 amino acids. NCBI's taxonomy places the organism in Eukaryota, Viridiplantae, Streptophyta, Magnoliopsida, Santalales, Ximeniaceae. The record is from RefSeq and is a predicted model, not a curated record. The transcript is spliced from 8 exons.
UUUUUAUGAAAAAAAGGAGGUGGAAAUUGAAAGGCUUCAUUUCCAUAAAAAAAUAAUAAUUAUUUUUAUCUCUCUCUCUCUCUCUCUGUUUGCAGCAACGCAUAUAUAUAUAUAUAUAACGCCCCGAACAGAGGUAGAGUUCGUACCUGUGUGAGACUCUGAGCUCUUCUCUCCCUCUCUCUGAUUGAUUUUCCGGGGAUCGGAAUCUGGGUUUGCGGCGGCAAUGUCGGCGGCGUUGUUGUCAGAUCUCGGGACGGAGAUUGCCAUUCCGGCGUGCGCCGUUGUCGGAAUUUUGUUCGCGCUGGUGCAAUGGGUGCUCGUUGCCCGCGUGAACCUCUCGCCGGGGAGGGAUUCGCCGGCGGGCUCUGCCAAGAACGGCUACAGCGAGAGUCUGAUCGAGGAGGAGGAAGGGCUCAAUGACCACAACGUGGUUAUGAAAUGCGCCGAGAUACAGAACGCCAUCUCUGAAGGAGCAACCUCUUUCCUUUUCACUGAAUACCAAUAUGUUGGAAUUUUCAUGGCUGCUUUUGCACUUUUGAUCUUCCUUUUCCUUGGUUCUGUGGAGGGAUUUAGCACGAAGAGCCAGCCGUGCAGUUAUGACAAGACCAAGAUGUGCAAGCCUGCUCUAGGCACUGCUAUCUUCAGCACCGUUUCCUUUGUGCUUGGUGCUGUCACCUCAGUGGUUUCUGGCUUCCUUGGGAUGAAAAUUGCUACCUAUGCAAAUGCUAGAACUACCUUGGAGGCAAGAAAGGGUGUUGGAAAGGCUUUUAUCACUGCAUUUAGAUCUGGUGCAGUCAUGGGUUUCCUUCUUGCUGCAAAUGGUCUUUUGGUGCUUUACAUUACCAUCAACCUCUUCAAGCUGUAUUAUGGUGAUGACUGGCAAGGUCUUUUUGAGGCAAUAACUGGUUAUGGUCUUGGUGGAUCUUCCAUGGCCCUCUUUGGCAGAGUUGGUGGGGGUAUCUAUACAAAAGCUGCUGAUGUUGGUGCUGACCUUGUUGGCAAGGUUGAAAGGAACAUUCCUGAGGAUGACCCAAGAAAUCCAGCUGUGAUUGCUGACAAUGUUGGUGACAACGUUGGGGAUAUUGCUGGUAUGGGAUCAGAUCUUUUCGGCUCAUAUGCUGAAUCAUCCUGUGCUGCCCUUGUUGUUGCCUCCAUUUCGUCUUUUGGCAUCAACCAUGAUUUUACUGCAAUGUGCUAUCCGCUCUUAGUCAGUUCAAUGGGUAUCAUUAUUUGUUUGAUCACCACUUUAUUUGCGACUGAUUUCUUUGAGAUCAAGGCUGUGAAAGAAAUUGAGCCAGCAUUGAAGAAGCAACUCAUCAUUUCCACCAUUUUGAUGACUGCUGGUAUUGCAAUUGUUAGUUGGAUUGCCCUUCCAUCAUCCUUCACCAUUUUUAAUUUUGGAACCCAGAAGGUUGUGAAGAACUGGCAGUUGUUCUUAUGUGUUGGUGUUGGUCUGUGGGCUGGGCUUAUUAUUGGAUUUGUGACUGAGUACUACACUAGCAAUGCAUACAGUCCUGUGCAAGAUGUUGCUGAUUCCUGCCGAACAGGGGCUGCUACUAAUGUUAUUUUUGGCCUUGCUUUGGGAUACAAAUCUGUCAUUAUUCCUAUCUUUGCAAUUGCUGCCAGCAUUUUUGUUAGUUUCAGCUUUGCUGCUAUGUAUGGUAUUGCAGUAGCUGCCCUUGGGAUGCUAAGCACCAUUGCCACUGGAUUGGCCAUUGAUGCAUAUGGUCCCAUCAGUGACAAUGCUGGAGGGAUUGCUGAGAUGGCUGGUAUGAGCCACAGAAUCCGGGAGAGAACUGAUGCCCUAGAUGCCGCUGGGAACACUACAGCUGCUAUUGGAAAGGGAUUUGCAAUUGGGUCUGCAGCUCUUGUGUCCCUUGCCCUAUUUGGUGCUUUUGUUAGUCGUGCAAAUAUCUCAACUGUGGAUGUGUUGACUCCAAAGGUUUUCAUUGGUUUGCUUGUGGGUGCAAUGCUUCCUUACUGGUUCUCUGCCAUGACAAUGAAGAGUGUGGGAAGUGCGGCUCUAAAGAUGGUUGAGGAAGUGCGCAGGCAAUUUAACAACAUCCCUGGUCUCAUGGAAGGAACUGCCAAGCCUGACUAUGCUACCUGUGUUAAGAUCUCUACAGAUGCCUCUAUCAAGGAGAUGAUUCCACCUGGUGCCCUUGUCAUGCUUACACCUCUCAUUGUUGGAAUAUUUUUUGGUGUGGAAACUUUGUCUGGUGUCCUUGCUGGAUCGCUCGUAUCUGGUGUGCAGAUUGCCAUAUCUGCAUCCAACACUGGUGGUGCUUGGGAUAAUGCCAAGAAGUAUAUUGAGGCUGGAGCUUCCGAGCACGCGAGGUCCCUUGGUCCAAAAGGAUCAGACCCACACAAGGCGGCCGUGAUCGGUGACACCAUUGGAGACCCUCUCAAGGACACCUCUGGACCGUCGCUCAACAUCCUCAUCAAGUUAAUGGCUGUUGAAUCGCUUGUGUUUGCUCCCUUCUUUGCCACACACGGUGGCCUGCUCUUCAAAAUUUUCAAAUGAGCCAGACAACUGCUGCAGAUGUUGAGCCACUAGGAUUCCUGUUCCUCUUCCCUGCACUCUCAUCCCAAUUUUCUUGUUUUUUUCUCCCCUUCCUCUGCUGUUUAUUAUUCAUUUUAUCAAAGACAUAAGUUUAGUGGUUGCCAAUUUUUGAAAAUGCAUUCCUCAAGGAAGGGAGAGCAGGGAAACUUUCCUCCUGGGAUUGGUGAAGAAGGAAGAAGAUGAUGUGAUAAUGAAUGACUAGUGAAGAGCAAAAAGUUGGUCAGCAACCUCAAAUUCUUUUUCCUUUCCUAGUGACGACAGGUUCUUGUCCAUUUUCUCAUAAACUUCGAUAGCUCUGCCCAAUUGUAGGGUUAACAUCAUGAAUGAUUUGUUUUUUUUAAUUAAUUUGUUUUCCUGCAGAGUUGCAAGUUUGUGUUAUGGUCGGCAAAUGUCAACGCUUUGAACAUUAAAUCAAAAAGUUCGAGUUUAUGCCGUC